AACUUCAUGACCCCUAUAUAAAUAACCCAAUCCCCCAGUCUACAAAAAGUCCCUUCAUUCAUUUUUUUCAUUCUUUCUUGUUCAUAUGUUGGUUAUCUUUGUGUUUCAUCUAUAAUGAGCAAUAUACCAAGAUCUCUCACCGACUCUUCCCUGACUCUCUUUAACCUUGCCAUCUCUGCCUCUGAUCCUUGGCCUUUCUCCGUUGUUUUCUUAUAACCCAUUUGAAAAGACUAGAGCUUGUUGUGUUUCUUUGUACAAAGUAGGGUUUUUGGCUAUCUGGGUUUUGUUCAAAAUGGGGAUUAGUGCUGACAAACACCAGUUGAAUUUCCAUAUCCACAUGCCACACCUUCACUUUCACCACCACCACCAUGACCAUGACAACAAGAAAGAACUGAAAGACAUCCCAAAGGGGUGUUUGGCAGUCAUGGUGGGUCAAGGUGAAGAGCAACAAAGGUUUGUGAUCCCUGUGAUUUACAUCAACCACCCGCUCUUCAUGCAGUUGUUGAAGGAAGCUGAGAAAGAGUUUGGCUUUGACCAGAAGGGACCCAUCACCAUACCUUGCCAUGUCGAGGAGUUUCGCACCGUCCAAGGCAUGAUUGACAAGGAGCAAUCAGUCCAGCACCACCACCAUGUUUGGUGCUUUAGGGUUUGAUUUCAUGUUGGCAGUCAUGUAAAUUUGUUCUCUUUUUUUUUCUUUUUUCUAGGAAAUUUUUCUUUGAGUACCAAGAUUGAUGUAGUUGUUGAUGAUGAUGACGAAGAAUUGGAUGAUAUGAUUUAUUGCUUUUGCUAUAUUUGGAUCCCUUAGACAAAGAAGAAAAAGUUACAUAAAUUUCAAUUUGAUUCUUGCUU
Messenger RNA from Quercus lobata, 849 nucleotides. RefSeq names its product SAUR-like auxin-responsive protein family. Lineage: Eukaryota; Viridiplantae; Streptophyta; Magnoliopsida; Fagales; Fagaceae. Gene Ontology annotation, biological process: response to auxin. The transcript has a single exon. The record is from RefSeq and is a predicted model, not a curated record. Bases 293 to 652 code for a protein of 119 amino acids.